AUGCUGGCGCGCGAGCUCGUGCUCGUUUCAGGCCACGCCGACUUCAGCCAUGCCGCCAUGUUCGCGGCACAGACGGCAUACGCCCGCGUGCCCAGUGCGCUGGCCAAGGUCAAUAUCGACUACAGCAACUGGCAUCCGCCGGCUGUAGUCACCCCGCGCUCUUCUGCUGUCGCCAGCCGGCAGCAUUCGCUGCCCCAGCAGGUCGACGACAUGUACACUAUCGUUGUACGUGGGCUCAGAUCCGACAUGAUCACAGCCGUCUGCGAGCCACUGCCACACUUGGAGAAAAACGACUCCGUGGCGUUCCGGCUGAUCCACUGGGAGCGGAUGAUGGCACACGACAUCGUCAGCCUUGGGGCUAGAGGCUUCCUAGAAACAAGUGCCGAGGCGUACUGGCGGACGCGGCUCGCGAUUCGCUCUCGGGAGCUGUCAAGCUGGUACGUUGACUACCCCUGUUUCUGCAAGUUUGCGGCAGCGGUCCGCCAGAUACCACAGUACGCUCAGCUAUUUCCCAAGUUGCCAGAAGCGCCAGACUCUUUGCCGCCAAGUUCCUUCGAGGUCGAGGUUGACGACAAACGUCGCUCUCUCGGAUACUCCACAGCCGCGGCUACCGAGCUGGCGCCAGAAUGCUCAGCAUGGGGAGGAGGGGACGCUCAAUUUUAG
Molecule: messenger RNA, 663 nt
Organism: Microdochium trichocladiopsis
Lineage: Eukaryota; Fungi; Ascomycota; Sordariomycetes; Xylariales; Microdochiaceae
Exons: 2
Coding region: 1-663 (220 amino acids)
Source: RefSeq, a predicted model, not a curated record